AAGAACCGAGUCAGAGAAUCACUCGCAGAUUCGUUCUUUAGCGCGUUUGUAGCGCGAGCCGCGGUUCGGACCGAAGCUUCGACUUUAAUCUGAGCGCGGUACCGGUCACGCAUGGCAUCGGGGACGCCGUGCCUGAACAGUCGAUGGGACCAGCCCAAGCCGAAAACAGACAUGCUGCAGGGCAUUCUAGGAAGUGUGUCCCAUCCACGGUCAUCCCACGUGGCUUCGGCUCCCGUUGACACGACAUCUGCAGGCCCUGCGGUAGGACCUCCAGGCUCAGCGGUGCCUGGGCACAACCCGCCGCAGGGAGGGGUGGAGAUGGCAGCAGCGAUGGCGGCCAAAAUCAACGCCAUGCUGAUGGCCAAAGGGAAACUCAAACCUCUUCAGCCUUUACCCAGUAAGGCACCCCCGUGUGUUCCACAGCCUCUCAGCACUGAGGAGGUGGUGGUGACUGAAGUGGACAUUAAUGAUGUUCCUGUUAACUGCAGGAAUCUGCUCACUAAAGGCAAAACCCAGGAGGAGAUUCGGCAGUACAGCGGUGCUGUGGUGUCCACAAAAGGCGUCUACAUGAGUGAUGCUGAAAAAUCUGCUACCACAGGAGUAGAGCGACCCCUGUAUCUGCAUGUGCAGGGACGCACACAGGAGGAGGUCAACAAGGCCGUGAUGCGGAUUAAAGAGAUCAUCUCCGAGGACGUGUUGCGGGCAUCCGGUGGGCAGCAGCCUGCUGUGAUGCCCCCUAUACCGGUUUACCCACAGCCCCCCCGACCUGCUGCACCUGCGCAGCCGCUGCGGCCUCAUCUGCCCCUUAAUGCCAACACACGCUUACCAAACGCCCCUGUAACGCCCGCGCACAGACCCCCGCCUCCACAUUCGGGGAGUUUUGUGCACACUAAGAUAUUUGUAGGCUUGGACCAGUCGCUGCCGUCCUUCAACGUGAACGAGAAGGUGGAGGGGCCGAACGGUUCGUACCUGCAGCACAUCCAGACGGAGACGGGGGCGCGCGUGUUCCUCCGGGGGAAGGGGUCCGGAUACAUCGAGCAGGCCUCACGCAGAGAGUCCUUCGAACCGCUGUAUCUCUACAUCAGUCACCCAAACUCUGCCGGACUGGAAGCAGCCAAGAAGCUUUGCGAGAGCCUUUUGGAGACGGUGAGGGCGGAGCAUGCGCGUAUGCUGUCUACGUACACGGCGACGGGUUCCACACAAGUGUACCCUGCCCAUAGUUACUCCUCCAGCAGCAGCUACGGUGGUCAGUCCUGGUACGGCUACCCAGCUAACGGCUACGUCAGUGCUUACCCAUCAUACCCUGCGGCAGGAGGAUACUGGAACAGACCCAGUGGACCCUCGGGCACGACCACCACCAACACGCCCCCACCUGCACCCACACAGGGCAUGGUCCAGUACCCCGUCUGCCCUCGCCAGUCGUCUUCCUUCAUCCUGCAGGAUGAGAGCGGUGUGUCCGACUCGGUGAUAAAUUCCUCGUCAAGUCCUCCAGACUGCAGGAGCCCAAAGAGACACUUUAUAGAGGAGAGUGAAGAAGAGACGGAGGAGACGGAGUUGAGCAAUCCGGAUCCAGUGAAGGAGGCAGAGUCCAGUCCUGAAGACUGUAGUAAAACAGACAAGGUAUUAAUGCCCCCCCCUCCAGCUCCGGUGCUCCCAACAGCACGAAAGAGGCUGAGAGAGACUGAGCAACCUGCACUCACACACUCAGUUGAGGAGGAGGAGGAGGUGAAGAAGCUGAAGGUUUUAGAUUCCUCAGGUCUCGUCCCAUACGGUGGAGACUCCUCAGAUGAGGAAGAGGAGAGGACUCGCAGUGUGAGGAAGAACAACGCAUAGAAAACACACACACACACACACACACACACACACACAGUGCAGGACGAAGCGGCUUUGAUCUCCGACUGAAUUUUCCCUCAAAGCUGCUCAAGCGGAACUUUUCAAGUUUUGGAAAACGGUGAAGCUGUUCCUAUGGAAUACAGAAAUAAUAAAUUGAUGAACCACAA
Messenger RNA from Pygocentrus nattereri (red-bellied piranha), 2000 nucleotides. RefSeq names its product KH homology domain-containing protein 4-like. Gene Ontology annotation, molecular function: RNA binding. Gene Ontology annotation, cellular component: nucleus. NCBI's taxonomy places the organism in Eukaryota, Metazoa, Chordata, Actinopteri, Characiformes, Serrasalmidae. Bases 112 to 1833 code for a protein of 573 amino acids. The transcript has 14 exons. The record is from RefSeq and is a predicted model, not a curated record.